AUCAUCCUGUCGUCCAGGGUAUCGCUUACGAAUGUCGCGCGAUCGAGCGAUCCGUCUGCGAUCCACGACGACGUCCGGCGAGGACGUCCCGGCGACGGUCGCGCAUCGACUGCGACUCCCGACGAGCGGCAGUCACCACGUCUGAGCGACGAUCACGUACCCCUACGUGUGCCGGGUUCUCUGAUAUGCGAUCAUCCGCGAGGGACAACCGGCGAACGGACGCGCCGCGCGAGAUCACGAGGGAUCUCGCCUAACCGUCGGCCGGUCGACGGUAUCCGGAUACGGUAUCCGGGAAGCGGACGAGCACCGAGUAAGCGUCGACGACGAGAACGACGCGCGGCUACGAGGAGGAACAGGAGCGGGAGCUCCGGCCUCGUUCGAGGAGUCGGACCGGGCUAGCGGGGCUAGCCGAAGAACCACCGCAGAGGGAGGUCACCCUGGUGCCGGGUGGGCAGGCACGAAGAAUGUCCGGCGAGACGGAGAUCGAGGUGUCGGUCGUAUCGGAGGAGGACUUGGAGCUGGAGGGUUCGCGUAGCAGCUCGACGCCGGCGGAGCUGCUGCUGCAGGAGAAGAACGGCAAGUCCGGCUGCGGUCUCAACAAUCACCAUCACUCGUUCAGCUUCGACUCGGUGAGCAAACCGGCGCUGAGGCCGGCCUGCAACCCGCAGUACACGUCCUUCAGCAUCUCCAGCAUACUCGGCCGGCCGGAAUCGCCGCCGGUAGACUCGACCACCUCCACGGGAUCGGGCGAGAGGCAGUCGUCGGACGUAGACCGGACGUCGCCGCUGCCGCCGGCGAACUCGCACAACUCGCAGAGGAUCCCGCCGUCCUGCGGCAGCCCCGGCAGAGUCACGUCCUCGCCCACGUCGCUGAGGUUGUCCGGCGGCCAGCGCGGCAUCGGCACGAGCGGCGGCCACGCCGGGUUGGAGCCGAGAACAAAUUCCGCGAGUAUCGGUAUCGGAUGUGCUACCAGUGCUACCAGUCCGGCCGCGACCUUCUCGCCACCCGGCGACGCUUCCACCAAUCCGCUGCUGGGACACCAGGCGUCGGCGGACCUCGCGAUGCUAUCAAGACUGAUAGCGAGCCGAUAUCCGGUCAGCAUCGGCGGCCUGUUCUACCCGUCGACGCUGCAGCAUCUACACCAGCAACAGCAGCAGCAUCAGCACCACUCGCGACUAGCUGCCGCGGCGUCGUCCGCCCUCAGCAACGUUGCCGGCCAAUCGCCAGAUAUCGUCGACGCCGACGGCAUCCGCGGCGUCCUCCUCGGCGGUGCCGGAUGGCCGUUUCCAUGGAGGCCGACGCACAGCCUGCAAACCCUCGAGCAUCCCUCACCGGGCGACGUGGUCGGUACCCUCAGUCGCGUCAGCCCCGCGUCCGCAACUUUCCCGCAGCGAGACGAGCUCGACGAUGAUAACGGCGACGAUCGUCUGCAUCGCGCGAGGAGUCCAUCGAGCGGCGACGAGGCGCACGACGACCUCGGCGACGCGGAUGACUGCGCGGAUGCCGACGGCGAGGGCGAAUCCACAUCGACGAGUCUCCACGGCGGCACCUCGGUGAGCGGUGGCGGUGGAGGUGGCGGCGGAGGUGGCGGUGGUGGAGGAGGCGGCAGCGGUAACGCGCACGGCGGCCAGGGCAAUGUGCAGGUCGGCGUGGACGGCCGCGAGUCGAACAACAUGAAGCGCAAGAAGAAGACCCGGACGGUGUUCUCCAGGUCGCAGGUGUUCCAGCUGGAGUCGACGUUCGACAUGAAGCGCUACCUAUCGUCGUCCGAACGCGCCGGGCUGGCCGCCUCGCUCAGGCUCACGGAGACCCAGGUGAAGAUCUGGUUCCAGAACCGACGGAACAAAUGGAAGCGCCAGCUGGCCGCCGAAUUGGAGGCGGCGAACAUGGCGCACGCCACGCAGAGGCUGGUUCGCGUGCCGAUUCUUUACCACGAGGCUUCAGCUGGUACAGGCGCGCCCGGAGUGUCCGUGUCGGUGACAGCACCAGGGCCACCGGGUCCACCAGGUCCCCCGUCCUCGGUCGGUGUGACUUCCGGCCUGUCCGCGCACUCCGUCGGCGUGGGCGUCGGCGUCGGCGUAGGCACCUCGUGCGCGCCCACCACAGCGCAGCCCAUCUUCUAUUCCCAUCACCAUCAGCACCACCAUCACCACCCGGUGGCGGCCCACGUACAGGCACACACCCUCCUGUCCCACCAGGUACACCCGCAACCGCCACCCCCGCCACCGCCGCCGCCUAACGGCCAACCACCGCGGACGUCCUCGCAAUAACACCGUCCGACGACCUACGAGGGCAGCGUGCGGCUGCUAAGGGAUGCGACCCCGAUCGUCAGGGCUCCGCUGGUGAUCAGCGUGAACGACGCGGCGACGACGACGCACUUGGCACGACCAUCGAUCGGCAUCGAUGAGUGAGAACGAUCGUCAGCGUGGCACCGUCACCCUCAUCGCCGAUCCCGCGAUGAGACGAACCCCCGCCACGAAUGUCCCCCUCGGCGGUAAUCGAGCGCGUUGGAAUUUCGAAUGGUUUCAUUCCCGAUGUGCGGACGCGCGAUCCAGGCCGAUUCUUUGAAUAAAUGUGAGUACAGGCGAGACGCGUGGAGUUUUAAUUCAGUUUCGCGCAAGAUUGCGUUUUUUGGUUUAAUUUAAUGGCCGGAAGGGUUGAAAACGGAUCGAAUCUAGGGUGAAUAAUGUCGAUGUCCUUUCGCAAGGACCGUUUACUUUGGUCUUUAUGAAAUUGGUGUCAGUCCAGCUGGAUAUUCCUUUCUCGUAUUCGAAAUGCUCUGUAUUAUAAAAUUAAUAUAUUGUAUAAAUAAUUAUGUGUAUAGAGAACGACGGACCUUUGAGUAUACGUCUACAAAUGAAAGAAUAUUCGAGUAAAUUCUGGCUACUACGAUUGGACACAUAAUACGAAGCUCAUAAUAUGAAGUACGUUCUGUCCGAGCGUAAACUCUAUGAAUUAAAACUCUACGUUUAGCGAGCAUAAGCUUAUACUCACAUCUAUUCGGUGUAGUGUCCAUUGUUAUGUAGAAAGAGAAUAAAUCCUUCGUGAGUUAUUGGAUAAAAUUAUUUUUGGUGCUUGACAAGAGCAGAGAUUCUCGAUGAAACUUUGUUUAAUUUCAGAUAAAAACGUCAAGAGCCGUACCAAGUUGCCGUACGGUAUAUAAGUCAAUAAUCGUUUUUAUCAAAGUAAUAUUUUUUAUUAAAGUAAUAUAUUAUCUUCGUUUGAUUAGUACCGAAUUUUAUUUGUUGCCUCACGGUAGAUAUGUGAAAUUCUAAUAUAUUUUACUGCCCUUCCGGAAGCUGGCAGGACGCUCCGACUUGUACCUUUCGUACCAAGCGCCAAAAAUACUUAUUUGCACUUGCGUAAGCGUGCGGGGAAUUGCGAUUAUUAAUGAUUUCGUGUCCCUUCCUUGAGCCUUGACGGGUGACGGAAGUUCGCCGCGAUCUUGUACGGUUUCUCUUCCGGUUUAUCGAUGUAACAAUAGCGCGCGCCAGCGUGCAACGUUGUCGCUUCCAGUUUGCUUGUGUGUUGUGCGCAACGGGACGCGAAUUUUCACGGUUUCGACGGACAGGAAUUAGACCUUCGUUUGCGUUCGAUUUUCGAUACCUCGAGUCUCCGUAGGUAGGUAUAACAGUAACGAUUACAUCCGGUGUGUGCGCUCGCGCAUAUACACGCACACACACGAAACGAACAAUCCGCGCGGAAUGCAAAAGUGGAAAUUUCGUGCCGUCCCGCGUGCGAUUACGCGACGCCCGAUAUCUCCGAUCGUCGUCGAAACGGUAUUCGUUUCCGAUCGUUUCCGUUUCGUUUCCGUGUAAAUAGAGUUUUCUCGCGCAAAACUGCAAUCCGCGUGCUGCGCCGAGGGAGACGCGCGCGCGCUGAAAAACCUACCCCCGUGACCGGGAGCGCCGUUAAUAUAAUCCAGGGAUUAAAAUGUCGGUAGAAUUUCGGCGGGCUCGAUUUUCAGCUAGGUACGGCGGAUAUGGAAAAGCGAGCGGGGCCUUACGCGACCGACCGUCGCGUUUCCGAUGUCGCGUAUAAGCACGGAGAUCGUUUUCGCGUGUCUACCGAAAUUCGAGCUCGCUGAAAUUACGCUGGUUUCAAUACCUGAAUGUAAUCGGGAUUCGCUGUGGUUGUAAGAUUGGACAGAGAGAGAGAGAGAGAGAGACACGUACACACAUAUACAGAACACACGGACACGCAUACACGUUAAAGACACCGGCAGGGUUCCUACGAUAUAUUCCACCUGUUGUGAUAAGUAUCUAAACGAAUAAUUUUAUUAAACAGAACGGUAGAGCUACGAAGUACCGCCUCUCUCGCAUUGUAUAUCAACCUUAUCUGUAGACGUCAAUUAAGGAGAAGGUUCGCCGUAUCGUGUUUUAUACGGACAUUUGUGAUCCGAGACCUCAAGAUUAUUGUACAGCCGAUCGUUUCGUAAUCGCUAAAUAAUGAUCGUUGAACCAUAUAUACGAUGCACACGUCGUUCAGAUUUCCUCAACUCAAGAUCAGUCGCAGGUCGAUGAGCUGCGCCGCGAUCCCCGAUCGCCGAGAUCAUCUCGGCGAGAUGGCAUUCCCUCGCGGAUUCAGGAUCGACCAGGAUGAUUGAACAGAAAAUGCGAAUGUCGUUUAAACCGGCGCGUUUUACCGUGGCGCCCGUAAAAAGAUAACGGUGGAACAAUGGAGUGCGCCGGCAGCGUUCACAUAAAAAUCCGGAGCUCGGGAUUAAAAUUAAUUGUUGUGCGGCUUCACAGAGAGGGGUGGCCCGUCUCCUCCCUUCCCGACGUAACUAAACAAAUUGACGCGGGGAUCAAAUGCAACGUUCCCGCUUUCAAAAAUAAAAUCGACGGGCGACUCUUUGAUGGAAUCGCGAUCCGAAAGAAUCGAAGUGCGUCAGUUAAUAAAAACCCAUUGAUUCGCGUUUACGUUGCCGUCUAUUACCGUGUCCGCAGGAUCGCGAAUGUGGAUCGCCAGAUCCGCGGUUCCCGGUGAAACGGGAGAUAUUAAUAAUGGAAAAAGAAUCUAGAUUACGCGUUCGUUUCAUUACAUUUCAGGGCUUCCUAAAUUCGCGAGCGUAGAGACAGAGAGGGACGACGUACGACGAGAUAAAUUCUCUCGGAACUGGACAUCGAUCGACCAUCAAAUCAGAAUUCGUAAAACGGAAGCCUAAAACCCUCUGUUAAAUAAUUAAUUCAAAGAUCAUUCGAUCUACAAAAAUCGAGAAGGUCCUCUAACCAGUAAACCAGUAAAUUAUUCAUAACAUCAC
This is a messenger RNA of Ooceraea biroi (clonal raider ant), 5263 nucleotides long. RefSeq names its product H6 family homeobox (gene Hmx). The record is from RefSeq and is a predicted model, not a curated record. NCBI's taxonomy places the organism in Eukaryota, Metazoa, Arthropoda, Insecta, Hymenoptera, Formicidae. Gene Ontology annotation, cellular component: nucleus. Gene Ontology annotation, molecular function: RNA polymerase II transcription regulatory region sequence-specific DNA binding; DNA-binding transcription factor activity, RNA polymerase II-specific. Gene Ontology annotation, biological process: regulation of transcription by RNA polymerase II.